This is a messenger RNA of Paracoccidioides lutzii Pb01, 579 nucleotides long. Its product is annotated as cell division control protein. Gene Ontology annotation, molecular function: GTPase activity; GTP binding. The record is from RefSeq and is a predicted model, not a curated record. Gene Ontology annotation, biological process: small GTPase-mediated signal transduction. Bases 1 to 579 code for a protein of 192 amino acids. The transcript is spliced from 4 exons.
AUGGUUGUGGCUACUAUCAAAUGCGUUGUGGUUGGAGACGGUGCUGUCGGCAAGACAUGUCUAUUGAUUUCGUACACCACCAACAAGUUCCCCUCCGAAUAUGUCCCGACCGUCUUCGAUAACUAUGCGGUUACAGUGAUGAUCGGAGAUGAGCCAUAUACCCUGGGACUCUUCGAUACCGCAGGACAAGAGGAUUAUGACCGUCUACGACCACUAUCAUACCCUCAAACUGAUGUGUUUCUCGUCUGUUUCUCCGUUACAUCCCCAGCAUCUUUCGAGAACGUCCGUGAGAAAUGGUUUCCUGAGGUCCAUCACCACUGUCCAGGCGUUCCUUGCCUGAUUGUGGGCACCCAAACCGACUUGCGCGACGACCCCAGCGUACGAGAAAAGCUGGCCAAGCAGAAGAUGCAGCCCGUGCGAAAAGAGGACGGUGACCGUAUGGCAAAGGAUCUGGGUGCUGUCAAAUACGUCGAGUGUUCCGCGUUGACUCAAUAUAAACUUAAGGACGUGUUCGAUGAGGCAAUCGUCGCUGCGCUGGAACCAGCCCCAAGUAAGAAGCCUAAGUGUGUCAUCUUUUAA